Aspergillus pseudonomiae is the source of this 1949-nucleotide messenger RNA. Its product is annotated as chaperonin-containing T-complex subunit CCT7. The transcript has 6 exons. Gene Ontology annotation, cellular component: chaperonin-containing T-complex. The coding region runs from base 91 to 1788 and encodes 565 amino acids. The record is from RefSeq and is a predicted model, not a curated record. Gene Ontology annotation, molecular function: ATP hydrolysis activity; ATP binding; ATP-dependent protein folding chaperone. Gene Ontology annotation, biological process: protein folding. Lineage: Eukaryota; Fungi; Ascomycota; Eurotiomycetes; Eurotiales; Aspergillaceae.
GCGUCACUUUCCAUCUUCCGUGCGUCUCAUAUUCUCGACCGGCCUUUACCAGCCCUAUUUGUCGGUUCUUUUCGAAAUAAAUUAAUCAAAAUGGCCUUCGCUGGCCAGGCACCCACUAUCAUUGUGCUUAAGGAGGGCACGGAUGCCUCCCAAGGAAAGGGUCAGAUCAUUUCUAAUAUCAAUGCCUGUGUUGCCGUGCAAUCUACCAUCAAGAGCACUCUCGGCCCAUAUGGAGGGGACUUGUUGCUUGUCGACGGCAACGGCAAGCAGACCAUUACGAACGAUGGAGCGACAGUAAUGAAACUCCUGGAUAUCGUGCACCCCGCCGCCCGCAUUCUUACGGAUAUCGCCCGAUCCCAAGAUGCCGAAGUAGGAGAUGGAACAACAUCGGUUGUUGUUCUGGCCGGUGAGAUACUCAAGGAAGUUCGUGAACUGGUUGAGCAAGGCGUGAGCGCACAGACAAUCAUUAAGGGUCUACGGAGGGGAAGUGCUAUGGCCGUCAACAAGGUGAAAGAAAUCGCAGUCGACAUGAUCGAUGCUGCCGGAAGCGAGGAGAAGAAGGUUGAAACUCUACGACGAUUGGCCGGAACCGCCAUGAACAGCAAGCUCAUCAAGCGCAACUCGGACUUCUUCACCAAGAUGGUGGUGAAUGCUGUGCUCUCACUCGACCAGGAUGAUCUUAACGAAAAGUUGAUUGGAAUCAAGAGAGUCACUGGCGGUGGUCUGCAAGAUUCCCUCUUUGUCAACGGUGUUGCCUUCAAGAAGACCUUCUCUUAUGCCGGUUUCGAACAGCAGCCGAAGUACUUCAAGGAUCCCAAGAUUGUUUGCUUGAACGUCGAGCUGGAGUUGAAGAGCGAAAAGGACAACGCCGAGGUGCGUGUCGAACAGGUGUCUGAAUACCAGGCCAUCGUCGAUGCGGAAUGGCAGAUCAUCUACAACAAGCUGGAGGCUAUCUACAAGACAGGGGCGAAGGUUGUUCUUAGCAAGUUGCCCAUCGGUGAUUUGGCUACGCAGUAUUUCGCUGACCGUGACAUCUUCUGCGCCGGUCGUGUUGCGUCGGACGAUAUGGACCGAGUGUGCCAGGCAACCGGUGCAGCCACACAGUCGACAUGCAGCGACAUCCAGGAGCGUCACUUGGGUACUUGCGGCAUCUUUGAGGAGCGCCAGAUUGGUGGCGAACGCUACAACCUGUUCUCUGAGUGCCCUGCCGCUAAGACAUGUACGCUUGUGCUGCGCGGUGGUGCGGAGCAGUUCAUUGCAGAAGUUGAGCGGAGUUUGCAUGACGCCAUCAUGAUUGUUAAGCGUGCUCUUCGGAACACGACCAUUGUCGCAGGUGGUGGUGCUACCGAGAUGGAGCUGUCGAGCUACAUGCACGGCUUCGCCGACCGCAACGUGCCUCACAAGCAGCAGGCCGUUGUCAAGGCAUUCGCCAAGGCCCUGGAGGUGAUCCCUCGUCAGCUGUGCGACAAUGCCGGCUUCGAUGCGACUGACAUCUUGAACCGUUUGCGCGUGGAGCACCGCAAGGGCAACGUCUGGGCCGGUGUGGACUUCGAUAACGAGGGCGUCCGUGAUAACAUGGUGGCAUUCGUGUGGGAACCUAGUCUGGUCAAGGUCAACGCCAUCCAAGCCGCGGUGGAGGCCGCUUGCUUGAUUCUGAGUGUAGAUGAGACUAUCAAGAACGAGGAGUCUGCCCAGCCUCAGGCCCCUGGCCGUGGACUUCCCCCGGGUGCUGCCCAACGGGCUCUUGGUGGAGGCAGAGGACGCGGCAUGCCCCGGCGGGGUCGGUAAAUCUAAUGCGUGAGAGGAAGGAUGCGACGUGGUUUGUGAUGAUGUUAGAAAACAAAAGCCAUGCAAUAGUUAGAAUCGCGGCCCGGUACUUUUAUUUGCUAUCAAUAAUGUUGUCAUGUUCAUAGAUUGAUGGAGAAGUGGAUAUCUGAAUAUGAUUCUAA